Rana temporaria (common frog) is the source of this 1470-nucleotide messenger RNA. RefSeq names its product NSF attachment protein gamma (gene NAPG). The record is from RefSeq and is a predicted model, not a curated record. NCBI's taxonomy places the organism in Eukaryota, Metazoa, Chordata, Amphibia, Anura, Ranidae. Gene Ontology annotation, molecular function: syntaxin binding; soluble NSF attachment protein activity. Gene Ontology annotation, cellular component: SNARE complex; vacuolar membrane. Bases 53 to 997 code for a protein of 314 amino acids. The transcript has 12 exons. Gene Ontology annotation, biological process: intracellular protein transport.
UCAGCCGGGCCCCGCCUCCUUCCUGACGUAUGGUAUUAUUCCCGGGGCUGUCAUGGCGGCUCAGAAGAUCAAUGAAGGGCUGGAGCACCUGGCCAAGGCAGAGAAAUACUUAAAAACAGGUUUUCUAAAAUGGAAGCCAGACUAUGACAGCGCAGCCUCUGAAUAUGCCAAGGCGGCUGUUGCUUUUAAGAAUGCCAAGCAGUAUGAUCAAGCUAAAGAUGCAUAUUUGAGGGAAGCCGAAGCUUAUGAAAAUAACAAAGCACUCUUCCAUGCUGCCAAGGCCUUUGAACAAGCAGGGAUGAUGUUAAAGGAGAUGCAGAAGCUCCCAGAAGCCGUCUAUUUGAUAGAGAAAGCCAGCAUGAUGUUUCUGGAGAAUGGCACCCCUGACACAGCUGCCAUGGCACUAGAGAGAGCUGGCAAGCUAAUAGAGAACGUCAAUUUGGAAAAAGCUGUUCAGUUAUACCAACAAUCUGCAUCCGUCUUUGAGAAUGAAGAACGUUUACGUCAAGCUGUGGAACUUUUAGGGAAAGCGUCAAGACUUCUAGUGAGAGCUCGACGGCUAGAUGAAGCUGUGGCAUCUAUUCAGAAGGAGAAAAAUAUGUACAAAGAAAUAGAAAAUUAUCCAACAUGUUACAAGAAAACCAUUGCCCAAGUGCUAGUACAUCUACAUAGGAAUGAUUACGUGGCUGCUGAGAAAUGUGUCAGAGAAAGUUACAGUAUUCCAGGAUUCAAUGGGAGCGAGGACUGUGCUGCACUUGAACAACUAUUAGAAGGAUAUGAUCAGCUAGAUCAAGAUCAAGUGUGUGACGUUUGCAACUCUCCUCUCUUCAAAUACAUGGAUAACGAUUAUGCUAAACUGGCUCUGAGCUUGGCCGUACCAGGAGGUGGAACCAAGAAGAAAUCUCCGGCAACCUCACAGGAUUCCGCCUCUGCGCCUGCACAGGGGGGCCCCAAACGUGAAGAGGACGAUGAUGAAUAUGAAGGAGGACUGUGCUAAUAAUCUACUCUGUUUGCUUGUGACUGCACAUGUGUGUCUGUGGAAUCCAGUCUGCUCAGAAUAAAGAGGACGUACCUCUAUGCGGAUGUUCGUAAAUUGCUUUGUCUGGCACAAAACAAAAACUCAUUUCCACUUCUACCACAUUCUUUCUGAUAAGAGCUCCAUUGAUGCCAAUAUUUAUCAAAAGGUCUAUGGAUCAAUGUUAUGCCCCAGUGUAGCACAUCUAGUAAUUGUAUCUAGAAUAUGAAAUAUAACUGUGGCAUGUAACUUUAUUUUAUUUUUUUUCAUUUAUUAGUUUCUCCAACUAUAAGUGAAUGAUGUUUUGUAUAAAUGUGUUUUCUGUAAAUUACUAGAAGUAAUUAUGAAAUGGCUAUUAAAUAUUUAAAGAUGGCUCUAUGUGUGAUCAGAGCUGCUUUUGAUAUACAUGUAUGAAUAUAAUUUAAUAUAUACUAUAAACCUAUCCAUCCAGUGUG